Messenger RNA from Alternaria alternata, 875 nucleotides. RefSeq lists its product as hypothetical. The transcript is spliced from 2 exons. The coding region runs from base 219 to 527 and encodes 102 amino acids. The record is from RefSeq and is a predicted model, not a curated record. NCBI's taxonomy places the organism in Eukaryota, Fungi, Ascomycota, Dothideomycetes, Pleosporales, Pleosporaceae.
CCGUUCGUCUGGUCCCGCAGGCGCAAGGCUGGCAGGUUUGCAUGUGCGAUUCCUACGUCAUGCCCCUUCCGCGUACAUAAUCUGGGCCUUGAUCGACAACGCCCACCAAACCACGCACAUCACUUGUUCAAUCUGCCAAAUCCCCUGUAUAGCAGUACUGCACCACCAAUUCCAAUACAGACUACUUCACGCAUACCGACUUUCUCACCAUCCUUGCUAUGGCGAUCGGCAUCUUCACCGUCCUCGCCGGCUUGAUAGCCUUGGCUGCUGGCUACUUCUACUUCUUCGGUAUCUCCCCAGAGAUGAAGCGCAAGAUGGAGAAACAGGCUCUCCAAACCAUGGGCGAGAACAAGAUGUCCUACAUGGCCAAGGACCAAAUCAACAAGCUCCCCACCUCCGACCAAGAAGACGUCAAGAAUCUCAAGCAGGGCAUCAGCAACCUCGCGGGUGGCGCUAUGCAGAACCCCAUCGGCGAACAAGCUGGUGAAACCGCUGACAGACUCACGUCUCCGCUUACCGGUCGCUAAUGUCUCUUCUUUGUCUAGUCCGGACAGCGUCCCAGGUCUGGGGUUCGGCAAAGGAUGUCUCGAAGAAGGUUUCCGAACGGUUCUACUAGGAGGCUAUACAGGCUUAUCUGAAUGCCUUGCUUGAGUGUUUUCAAGCUUUGGUAGGCACGUCCAAGGAGACGGUCCAGAAGAAAGCAGAAUAGCGAUACGAUAACGGAAAGGCGAUAUUGGACAUCCCCUCGGUAGGCGUUUGGUGGUACCUUUGUGGCUUCUUGACUGCAGCCUUUUCCUUGUUACCCCUUCGGCAGACGUGGGCUACAACCUCAUGACCGUCACGACUCUUGUGUAAUCAUCUCCAACCUUUAAUAA